AAAAAAAAAGACUAGGUAAAUGAGAUAGAUGAGCUUCCAGCUGGACAUAGUGACACGUACCUGUAAUCCCAUCACUUGAGGGGCUGAAGGAGGAGUACCUAGAAUUCCAGGCUGGGCUAUGGAGCGAGAGCCUGUCACAAAAAACACCCCUCCCCCCCCAAAAAAAAGGUGAAAUUUUAAACAUGGAAGGAUUACAUUUGUAAUCCUCUACUACUUGGGGGUCUGAAGCAGGAAGAUGGUGAGUUUGAGGUCAGCCUAGGUUACAAAUUAAUUAAAAAAGAUGCCUGAGGCAGGUCAGUGCUGCUGCUUUUGAGGAAACAGACAGUUCUACCCACCCUAAUCAGUUUACGAAGACAUUGUAGACUAAGAAGAUAAAAGAAGUUGGAAUAUCUUGUUGGAAAAACAUGAGGGAGAGAAACAGGGUAAGUUUCUGACAGGAAUCUUAUGGCUUUAGCAUCCCUGCUUUCCCACCACACACACACACACACACACACACACACACACACACACACACACACAUCUGUUCCUUUUUGGUUGUGGGUGGGUAUGUAUCUGUGUAUGCAUGUGUGCAUUCAGGUAUGUAUGUGUAGAGGUCAGAGAACACUUCUGGUAUUGUCACCCUGACCAUUGAGGUCUACCUGUCUGUGUCUCUCUAGGCAAGUUGGCAUUUACAAGUGUAUACCACUGUGGAUAACUUCUUUCUUUUUACAUGGGUUCUAGGGAUCAGACUUGUGCUUGUAAGAAAAGCACUUUAGUCAUGAAGUUAUGCUCCAGCUGUUUGUUUUGUACUGGUCGUGGGACACGUAGACUCAGGCAAUCCUGUAAUCUUAGCUUCCCAAAUAGCUGGGACUACAGGCAUGCACCAUUGGUCUACUCUUGUUCUUUUGGGUUUAAAUGAUCAUUUACUAGCAGCUACUUGGGUAGAAAUGGGAAGGCAAGGCUAAAAUAGAUUAUUAAUUUUGUAGGAUUAUUGAGGAUAUAGAGGAAAGUAGUUUCUUAAAAAUUAAAGUUUACAUGUUUUUGAUUUAGCUGAAUAACUUAAUGUUAGAAAGUAACAUACAGUUCAGUCAAUUGAUUAAAUGUCAUAUUUUGUUAACAUUGGCCAGAAAAAGAACCUAACUUUUUUUUUUGUAGAAAACACUCUAUUGACCCAUAUGUUCUAAUUUAGUUGUGAACCAUGUACAACUGAUGUUUGACCUAUUUGACUCAUCGUGAAAAGAAUUUAACCAGCUGCCCUUGCUGAAUCUUUUGUCCUGUCUCAAGAAUAUGUUGUUGAUCACAUAGCAUGGUCAUCCACUCACAGCUUAAAAAAAUACAGGGAGCAUCGGAGAGAAUGGGUUCAAUGUAUCUAUGCCUGCCUACUUCAAUCUGCAAGGGAGUUUCAGAAAGGCCCCGCAUUCGCCGAGCCGUGAGUUAUCACUAACUUUUCAGAUGUGUUAAUGAAUGUGGAACAGAAGCAGUUGUGUUUAAAAGGAAAUAAAAGUCCAUCAAAGUAACAUAGUAGCAGGCUUGAACACUAAAUGGAUUAUCCCAAAUUGUGUCACAAAUAACCUACUAGAGAUAAGCCUCAGAAAACCUAUUGUUGAACUGCUCUGAAGCUAUGGUUUUAGCAUAUUAUCUUUCUUAAAAAUAUAUGUGUCCUAAUUGGGAAUCAGAAUGUUCUUUACAUCUUCUUAACCAAGUUAAAACAAUUUGAACAAAAUCUUACCCCACAGUUUAGUAGACUUUAAGUUAAGCUCUUCAAUAUAAGAACACUUAAAAGGGGUAAAGUUUGAACAUUUUUUUUGUUUGUUUGAUAUUCACAUGUGAAAAUACAGAACUUAAUUUAAGAAUUGCUUCCUAGUUGAAAUGUUUGGAGUGCUGUAGGUAUCAUGUGAACUGCAGAGGUAUUUGCAAUCUCGGUUUGUUUCAACAGUUUUCGCUUCAGUAAUUCACCAGUAGGUUUUCAUUUAUCAGUGAUAUCAACUUAAGGCUAUACCACAUUUUUUAGGGCUUAUCGUUCUGCAUAGAGGAAACGACCCUGUGAGUUUUUCUUUUAUUUCUUCAGAGAGUCUAAGCAAAAAAGUUGUAACUAACAUUUGUAUUUUGUUACUCUAUCUAGUUACCUUUCCUUUUCUUAGACUCUUUACCUUUUGAGUAAAUAGCUUUAUUUGAUAAGCAGGUUGGUUGCUUCUGUUUAGGAGUUGUGUUUUUUUAUUUUUUUUUUAUGAGCACAGAAUAUAUUUUAUAUUGCUUAGUUUGGCAAUAUAGCACAGACCACUUGGAAGUGUGGAAUCUUUGGAGGUAUUAAAGUUAACAUUUCAUUAGGCAAUGUGCCUUUGUUUGACUGGUGUGUAAGUCCUUCUUCCAGGUUUGUACGCUCUUAAACACCUUAUUCUACCCUCUUAACUCCUCCCAGCAGCAAAAGGGAGACACUUCAACUGGAACAAAAUAGUGGAAGAAAUGGCGUCUGGGGUUCAGUGGGGAUUCGCAGUGUGAGAUACUACUCGACAAAGAAUCAAAUUCAGCGAUGACAGAGUAUGCAAGAGCCACCUUCUCAACUGUUGUCCCCAUGAUGUCCUUUCUGGAACUAGAAUGGAUCUUGGAGAAUGCCUGAAAGUCCAUGACCUGGCUUUAAGAGCAGAUUAUGAAAUUGCAUCCAAAGAACAGGACUUUUUCUUUGAACUUGAUGCCAUGGAUCAUCUGCAGUCAUUCAUUGCAGAUUGUGAUCGAAGAACAGAAGUGUCUAAGAAAAGAUUAGCAGAAACUCAAGAAGAGAUAAGUGCUGAAGUGGCAGCAAAGGCAGAACGUGUUCAUGAGUUAAAUGAAGAAAUAGGUAAAUUGUUGGCCAAAGUGGAACAACUAGGAGCUGAAGGAAAUGUGGAAGAAUCUCAAAAAGUAAUGGAUGAAGUAGAGAAAGCACGGGCAAAGAAAAGAGAAGCAGAGGAAGUUUAUCGAAAUUCUAUGCCAGCUUCCAGUUUCCAGCAGCAGAAACUUCGAGUCUGUGAAGUCUGUUCUGCAUAUUUAGGUCUUCAUGAUAAUGACAGGCGACUUGCUGAUCAUUUUGGGGGUAAACUGCACCUGGGAUUUAUUGAAAUAAGAGAGAAACUUGAAGAAUUAAAGAGAGUUGUAGCUGAGAAGCAGGAGAAAAGAAACCAGGAACGCCUGAAACGAAGAGAAGAGAGGGAGAGAGAAGAACGGGAGAAACUGAGGAGGUCCCGCUCACAUAGCAAGAAUCCCAAAAGAUCUAGAUCCAGAGAGCAUCGCAGACACCGAUCUCGCUCCAUGUCACGAGAACGCAAGAGGAGGACUCGAUCCAAGUCUCGGGAGAAACGACAUCGCCACAGGUCCCGUUCCAGUAGCCGAAGCCGCAGCCGCAGCCACCAGAGAAGUCGACACAGCUCUAGAGAUAGGAGCAGAGAGCGAUCCAAGAGGAGAUCCUCAAAAGAAAGAUUCAGAGACCAAGACUUAGCAUCCCGUGACAGAGACAGGAGUUCAAGAGACAGAUCACCUCGUGACCGAGAUCGAAAAGAUAAGAAGCGGUCCUAUGAGAGCGCUAAUGGCAGAUCAGAAGACAGGAGGAGCUCUGAAGAGCGGGAAGCAGGGGAGAUCUAAUUAGCUCUGUAUAUACAUACCUUCAGUCCUUAAGCUUCCUGUGGAGCUAACCUGCUGUUGUCUAGUUUACAGUCCUUCAGGGUGACACUUCUAGAUACUGAUCCAGGCUAGAUGAAUACAUAUUUAGUAUCUAAUGAUCUGAACUGAACCUGUUUUCCUUGAUAAAGCCUAAACUACAUCCAUAGUUUCUGGUGAACCUAUACUACAAUUCUGAACGUAAAGUACAGUACAGUUUUAUAUAAUAAGACACUGAUCUCUAGUCUUUCAAGUAGGAGUGAUAGUGAAUGAAUUGUGUUAAUUAAUGCUUGCAGUUUUUGAACAUUUGUAAAAUACUGUCUUCCUUUGUAUUCCAAACAGCAGCAGCUUUGGGGAAUUUUUCUUUAUAAUUCUUCUUCCUUUGACUUUUGUAUCUCCCAAUACCUGUGCCUCCAACUGUAAGAGAAAAGGGGCAGGGAAGCAAUAUAACUUGUGUUCUAAGGUUCUGGUCACCUCAGUUACUAGUUGAUUACAGUUGAGCAGUUCUACGGGAUUGUGUGCUGGAGAAACUUAUACAGGGCUCUUUUGUUUGGGCCGAAUAAGAGUUGGAAGUUGAACAGCUGUUUCAUUACUUUUGCUUUUUUAUUGAAAAUUUGAAAUCAGACUUGUCUUGAUUUUUCUGUUCUACUAAAUUGCUAUGUUCAGUAUAUUGAGGGGGAUGGGGCAGGGACUGUUUCAUAAUAAGCACUUGUUUUAUUUUGUGUGUGAGUGUGGAGUAUAAAGGCUAUCUUUACUCUUAUUGUAAAAAAUAAUAAUAAAAUGAGAAGAAACAAUCAUCACCACCAUCAUUACACUGUACCUUGUUUAGUAAGUUGUCACUAGAACUAUUUGCUGUGGUAUUUUCCUCUAUUCUGUAACAUCCUUAACAGUGCCUUACUGUACAAGGCACCAAAGGAAGGAAAUAUAGAACUGUGGAUUUCAGAUGAACUGUUGCUCCACCCAAUUCUCUUGUUGGCUAUACUCCACUACUUCAGAGCUGUGUUUAACAGCUUCUGUAAGGAAAGAUUGGACCUGUAGAAGUAACUAAGUCUCUUGUUUGUAUUUCUUAAUUGACAAGCCUGAAUAAAAUCAAUAUGUAACCAAUAUAA
Messenger RNA from Peromyscus leucopus (white-footed mouse), 4718 nucleotides. Its product is annotated as putative RNA-binding protein Luc7-like 2. Gene Ontology annotation, biological process: mRNA splice site recognition. The coding region runs from base 2575 to 3594 and encodes 339 amino acids. Gene Ontology annotation, cellular component: U1 snRNP; U2-type prespliceosome. The transcript has 12 exons. Gene Ontology annotation, molecular function: mRNA binding. Lineage: Eukaryota; Metazoa; Chordata; Mammalia; Rodentia; Cricetidae. The record is from RefSeq and is a predicted model, not a curated record.